This is a messenger RNA of Labrus mixtus (cuckoo wrasse), 2204 nucleotides long. RefSeq names its product glomulin, FKBP associated protein a (gene glmna). Bases 158 to 1954 code for a protein of 598 amino acids. Lineage: Eukaryota; Metazoa; Chordata; Actinopteri; Labriformes; Labridae. The transcript is spliced from 20 exons. The record is from RefSeq and is a predicted model, not a curated record. Gene Ontology annotation, cellular component: cytoplasm. Gene Ontology annotation, molecular function: ubiquitin-protein transferase inhibitor activity.
GUCUUUUUGUAUGGGACAUGUAGUUAGCUGAGGUUUGUUUGUUUGUUACGUUACUGUGUUGCUGUUUCUCAUUUCCGCUUAAGCAUCCAUUCUGCUCUCAUCUGUACAGUAUUUACCUCCAACACGAGAUUACUGUGUGAAGAUCAGGACAGCAGGGAUGUCUCUGGAGCAGCUGAGUGAUGUGGUCCAGAGAUGUCAAGCCCUCCCUGAUGACAGCUACAGCACAGAGGAUCAUGACGUCUUCACCAUCGCAGGGCGGACCUGCAUCGAGGAGGGACACAGCGCUCAGGUGCUCAGUAUCGUCCUGGAUGACAAGAACCAGGACAUCGUGAGAUGUAUGGGUUGGAACCUGCUGCCUCCUCUGAUCCAAGUUCUUCUAAAGAAAGAAGACAAGAACCUUCCUGCAUGCCUGGCUAUUUUCAAUCACCUGCUACAGACCUGCAGGCCCAAAGAGCUGCUGAUUGGCCUGUGGGAGCAGCUAGAGCACGAUGACCCCGACACCAUAGCAGAGAGCCUUCAUCUGCUGUUGAACCCUCUACAGAAAGUGCUGCUGAGCCUGGGCAGCCGCAAGGCGUCCUCUCUGGGUAUGUCCCUGUCCUCUGUGCUCGACCAGUUGGCCAAACUGCCUCUACCUCACACCAAAGAGCAAGAGGAGGAUGACGUCUUCUCACUUUGUCGCUGCUGCACUGACCUGACCGACUUUGUCAGACCAUUCGUCCAGGAGGCCAAGCUAAACACCCUGAACCUUCAUGAGAGAAAAGAAAACAUGGCUGGUGAACCGGCUGCAGGGAAUGAGGACGAGCUGCGGACAGAGCUGCUGAAGUUCUGUAUGAAGACUCUGAGUCGCCCUCUGUUGGAGGUACAACUCAAGGAUCCUGACACUUUGGCGGUGUCUCCUCUCAGAAAUUUUGCCACAGAGAUUUUGAAAUCCCUCAGUGCCAUCGGAGAGUCCCUCCCUGAUCUUGUGUACCAGCCUCUGUUGAAGAGAAAGCAGGUUCUAGGAUUUCUGGAGGAGGAGGUGUGUUUUCCAAAAGAGUCUUUGGCCAGCCUGGCUCACCUUGUGUUUGUCCAUCACCUGACUGCUGAUACGUUCCCCAGUGUUUUCAGCCCAGUGUUCAGUCUGCGGUCAAACAUGGAGCACAUUAACCUCCUCCUCUCCAGAACUGAAGAGUCCAGGAUUCAGAAAGGACUGGAGCUGUAUGAGAAGAGUCUGGUGCGGGUGGAGGAUGGCAGUCUGCAUGCAGAUCUGCUGGAGAUCAAACCUUUCCUCACAGUCCCUCAGAACUUGGUGAAGGUCAUGACGAUAUGUCCAAAGCAUGAUUUGAGAACCAGAGGGCUGAAGGUGUUACAGCUGAGCAUCGAUAAGUUUGACACUGAAGCCAAAUACAAUUUUUUCCAGUACAUGUUGAAAACCAGUAAUCACUCAGGAGUUGAAGGCUAUGUCAUCAAAAACAUCAAGAAUCAGAUCGACAUUGCGCUGCAGCCAGGUAACAGUAACAUCUGGUUUGAGGGAGUUCACCUGCUGCCUCUGCUGCGUAAAGUCCUCAGUCUGCCAGACGGCCCAGAGACCGACCUCCUGCAGUACCUGGACAGAAUUAUGGAGUCUCUGAACGUGCUGCGCUACCUCGUAAUCCGAGACAAAGUGACAGAGAACCAGACGGGGAUCUGGACAGAGCUGUAUAAAAUAGAAGACACGUUCAUGAAGCCUCUACGUGUCGGUGUGAACAUGUCGAGAGCUCACUACGAGAGGGAGCUGUACAACACCAUGGAAACCAAGAGGGGCAAGGCCAAAGAGAACCCGGUGCUCUCCGUGUCUGUUGGUGACGAGAAGCUACCACACAUGACGUCGGAGUCGCAGAUUCAGGCUCUCCACUCGGCCCUGCACACAUUCGACAUGAUCGAGAGCGUGUUGGUGCGAAUAGAGGAACUCACCGAAGUGAAGGAGAAUCUUUAGUCUGAGCGUGAGAGCUGCACCAGCAGAGAUCUUCAUCGUCUCAGGGGCCUCCCAGCAAACACAAGCCUUCAAGUGUUUUAACUGUAUAUGUUGUGAAGGGAGCCGCAUUAUCUCAAACUGUUAGUACUGAACUCUGCUUUAGUUUUGUCCUUUCCACAUUUCAAGCUGUUUUCAGACAAUCUGCUGGGUGUUCAUGAAGUAAAGCAGACUUUAAAUAAUGCAGAAGUGUCUGUUAAAUAUUCAAAUGAUU